AUGCAUCCCUGCACGUGUUAUAGUGAAUUGCGAUUUUGGCAGGACUACGUCCAAGGAAUUCGAGAUCGUGCUGCCGAGGCUUCCACUCCAGUGGCCAGUGGAGCCACGGAGCCACCUUCUGAGGCAUCCGAGCUGGGUCCCGACAGCACUGUUGAUGAGCCCUCGGUCCCGAAUGCUGUGGUAGAUGCCCCGACAAGCAAUCCCUCGAUGCCGAGUGCCGUGGAAGCCCCGACAACCAAUCCCGGUCAGCCUUCGAUGCCGAAUCCUGUGCUGGUAGCUGCCCCAACGAGCAAUCCCUCGAUGCCGACUGCUGUGGUAGCCCCUACAACCAAUCCUGGUCAGCUCUCGAUGCCAAGUGCUGUGGUGGUAGCUGCCCCGACAACCAAUCCCGGUCAGCCCUCGAUGCCGAAUGCUGUGGUGGUAGCUUCCCCGACAAGCAAUCCCUCGAUGCCAAGUGCUGUGGUCGCCGCCCCGACAACCAAUCCUGGUCAGCCCUUGAUGCCACAUGCUGUGGUGGUAGCUGCUUCGAUGCCGAAUGCUGUGGCGGUAGCUUCCCCAACCCAUCCUGGUCAGCCCUCGAUGCCGAGCGCUGUGGUAGCCCCGACAAUCAAUCCUGGUCAGCUCUAUUUGCCCAGGGUCGUAGACUCCCAGACAACCACUCCCGUGCCCUGCACGCCAAGUCUUCCGGGUCCACGUGCGAUUUCGACAGACAGCCAGCCCGAGUGGGAUGAGCCAUCACCCGAUUCAGCUCAAGAGGAGGAAGUUCGACCCCGACUCCCCGUUGUCCUUGUCAUCAGCUGCAUCGUCAGCUCCGGCUCCUUUGCCGGCGCAAGCAGUUCGGUGAUCACUGCUAACAACUGCAUAGCUUCUGGCUUCUCUUGCACCUAUGCAGGACAAGUGCCAACUGAUGAGACUGAUGAGAUGACGGUCACGCCUACACGGGCCACGGUUGAUGAGGUUGACGCCCAACCCUACGACAUCACACUAUCUACUCCGGAGUUCGUGAAGCAAUCUAGGACUCCCACCAGUAUGCCAAGCACGGAUGAUGUUGAACUGAAGCGCUUCAAGUUCCAGCAUCCCGGCGAGAUUCCGCCCCAAGCCCUCGCAUCGUGCCCGCCAGCAGAAGCUGUCACUGCCCCACCUGCUUCCCAGCCGUUGCCACCGCCGGUGCAGGUCUUCGGACGGCGAGACCAGCUGGGCCUGAGAACAUCGCUCAAGGCAAAGGAUAAGCAGGAGGCAGAGAUUCCGGACCAGGUUUUGCAGGGCCUUUGUGAGUCCGAUCCCACAGAACCUGUUCAUGCGGAGCAGGGCGAGGCUGAUCUUGAGGGCAUGGCAGGUGACACUGUGGAGCACCCUGAUCCGAAGCCCCGGAAGCUCAAGCGAAAGAAAUCCUUGAAGUCGAAACGGGCCCGUGGGCUCAAGAGGCUUAAGUCCAUGAAGAGAUGCAAGGAUGACCGUGGUGAUGAUGCACCUGAGCCACCUCUCGAGGGGGCGGCCCUGGAAGAGGAGGAGUGUGAUGAGGAUGAUGCAGCAAGUGCUGCGCCAACCGCCCGGGUCAGAGCAAAAACCCCGGCAAGCAAGGCCCCGAAGGCGAAAGCAAAGGCCAAAGCAAAAGCCCUCCCAAAGAGCAAAUCCAAAGCCUCGAAGAAGGAGUCAUGUGAAACCGGCUGCACCAAGCCAAAGCCCAAAGGUAAAGCAAAGGCCAAAGCAAAGGCCUCCAAGGACGAUCCAUCGGAGCCGGCCCCCAAGGCCAAAGCGAAAGCGAAAGCGAAGGGCAAAGCCAAAGCCACCCCCAAAGCCGACGCAAAGGCCAAGCCGGGCAAAGGUACCAGGGGUCGCAAAGCUUUGCCCGAUGGCGAGCCGGACCAGGCGGAUGUGGAUUACAUGGUUUCCUAUUUCCAGUCCUUUGACAAUCUUGAGGACAGGGAUGCUCUUAAGCGAGAGGUUCGGGAGCACAUGCCACAUUUCGAGUAUGUUGCACUGGACAUCUAUUGGAGCCGCUAUGGGUGUGGUUUGUCGCUUUACUACGGGGAGAGCAAGAAGCCUGAUUCCAAGAGGAACGUCGGUUACUUUUCCUACGGCAACUGCGAUGCUGGUCUUUUGGUGGCCAUUGCCUGCGCCAUCAGCCUUGGCUGGUUCAUCGAAGAGCACCGCAUUACCGACCCCGAGCUCCGUGCCAUCAACGAAAAGGUCCAGUCUUUGAAGGCAUCAGGCCGACAGACCUUGGAGAGUCUGGAUGCCUAA
Molecule: messenger RNA, 2244 nt
Organism: Symbiodinium sp. CCMP2592
Lineage: Eukaryota; Dinophyceae; Suessiales; Symbiodiniaceae
Source: the annotation of a GenBank genome assembly